This is a messenger RNA of Xyrauchen texanus (razorback sucker), 2994 nucleotides long. Its product is annotated as putative zinc finger protein 702. Gene Ontology annotation, cellular component: nucleus. The transcript has a single exon. NCBI's taxonomy places the organism in Eukaryota, Metazoa, Chordata, Actinopteri, Cypriniformes, Catostomidae. The coding region runs from base 213 to 890 and encodes 225 amino acids. The record is from RefSeq and is a predicted model, not a curated record.
UUAAUUCCCUUUGUUUUUACCACACAAUAUACACACAAUAUAAUACAAGCACACUGAGUUGGCUUGUCGUCUCUCUCUCUGACUGGAGGCUCUGUGUCUGCUUUUAUGCCUGCUCUCCUCGUGCUCACUGGAAUUAGAGACAGGUGUUAGGCAUAAUUUAGCUCAGGUGUAAGCGCCCUUACCGCUUUCCUCUCCCGGACGGGCGCUUGACCAUGCCCCCGCUGCCACACAGAGAAAAGGCAUUUGAAUAUGAUAACUGUUGUAAAGCAUUUUUUGAGGAUUCAGACCUAAGAAAACACCUGAAAACUCACACAAAUGAGAAGCCUUACAAGUGUUCUUUUUGUGGGAAAUGUUUUGCACACCUGUCCUAUUUGAAAAAGCACCAGAAAAUUCAUACCUUUGCCGGAGUUCAUAUGUCCAUUGAAUGUGGGAAGACCUUUACUACAGCCAGCAGCAUGAAACAGCACCAAAUAAUUCAUACUGGAGAGAAACCUUACAAGUGCUCACACUGUAAAAGGAGUUUCACUUGGUCAUAUCACCUGAAAUCACAUGAGAGAAUUCAUACUGGAGAAAAACCUUACAAGUGCAUACAAUGUGGAAAGAGUUUCACUCAGUCAUAUAAUCUGAAAACACACGAGAGAAUUCAUACUGGAGAAAAACCUUACAAGUGUUCACACUGUAGAAAGAGUUCCACUCGGUUACAAGACCUAAAAACACAUGAGAGAAUUCAUACUGGAGAAAAACCUUACAAGUGCUCACACUGUGGAAAGUGUUUCACUUAUUCUCAAGACCUGAAAAAAACACGAGAGAAUCCAUACUGGAGAAAAACCUUACAAGUGCUCACACUGUGGAAAGAGUUCCACUCGGUUACAAGACCUGAAAACACAUGAGAGAAUUCAUACUGGAGAAAAACCUUACAAUUGCUCUCACUGUGAAAAGAGUUUCACUGAAUCACAUAUCCUGAAAACACACGAGAAUCCAUACUGGAGAUAAACUUUACAAGUGCUCGCACUGUGAAAAGAGUUUCACUCAGACACAUUACCUGAAAACACAUGAGAGAAUUCAUACUGGAGAAAAACCUUACAAGUGCUCACACUGUGGAAAGUGUGUCACUUAUUCUCAAGACCUGAAAAAAACACGAGAGAAUCCAUACUGGAGAAAAACCUUACAAGUGCUCACACUGUGAAAAGAGUUUCACUUAUUCACAACACCUGAAAAAACACAAGAGAAUCCAUACUGGAGGAAAACCUUACAAGUGCUCACACUGUGAAAAGAGUUUCACUUAUUCACAACACCUGAAAAAACACAAGAGAAUCCAUACUGGAGGAAAACGUAUGACUGCUCUUAAUUUGGGAAAAGUUUUAACAAAGCAAGUAAUCUACGUAGACAUGUAAAAAAAAGUAUUGCGUUAAGUAAAUUGUGGUAAAUUCAGUUAGGAUCACUACUUAUUUCAGCUUUUAUUUCUUUCAUCACAUUCCAAUGGGUCAGAAGUCUACAUAUACUUUGUUAGUAUUUGGUAGCAUUGGCUUUAAAUUGUUUAACUUGGGUCAAAUGUUUUGAGUAUCCUUCCAUAAGCUUAUCACAAUAAGUUGCUGGAAUUUUGGUCCAUUCCUCCAGACAGAACUGGUGUAACUGAGUCGGGUUUGUAGGCCUCCUUUCUUGCAUACACUUUUUCAGUUCUGCCGCCGGAUUGAGGUCAUGGCUUUAUGAUGGUCACUCCAGGAGAAGGGACUUAGUAAGGGAGGUGACCAAGAACCCAAUUGUCACUCUGAUAGAGCUCCAGCGUUUCUCUGUGGAGAGAGGAGAACCUUCCAGAAGAACACCCAUCUCUGCGGCACUCCACCAAUCAGGCCUGUAUGGUAGAUUGGCCAGACGGAAGUAAAUGGCACAUGACAGCCCUACUGGAGUUUGCCAAAAAGCACUUGAAGGACUCUCAGACCAUGAGAAACAAAAUUCUCUGGUCUGAUGAAACAAAGAUUGAACUCUUUGCAAGCGUCAUGUCUGGAAGAAACCAAGCACUGCUCAUCACCUGGCCAAUACCAUCCCUAAAGUGAAGCAUGGUGGUGGCAGCAUCAUGCUGUGGGGAUGUUUUUCAGCGGCAGGAACUGGGAGACUAGUCAGGAUCAAGAGAAAGAUGAACGCAGCAAUGUACAGAGACAUCCUUGAUGAAAACCUGCUCCAGAGCGCUCUGAACCUCAGACUAGGGCGAAGGGUCAUUAUCCUGUUGGAAGAUGAACCUAAGCACACAGCCAAGAUAACAAAGGAGUGGCUAUGGGACAACUCUGUGAAUGUCCUUGAGUGGCCCAGCCAGAGCCCAGACUUGAACCCGAUUGAACAUCUCUGGAGAGAUCUGAAAAUGGCUGUGCACCGACGCUCCCCAUCCAACCUGAUGGAGCUUGAGAGGUCCUGCAACGAAGAAUGGGAGAAACUUCCCAAAAAUAUGUGUGCCACGCUUGUAGCAUCAUACACAAAAAGACUUGAGGAUGUAAUUGGUGCCAAAGGUGCUUCAACAAAGUAUUGAGCAAAGGCUGUGAAUACUUAUGUACAUGAGAUUUUUUUCGUUUUUUAUUUUUUAUAAAUUUGCAAAGAUUUCAAACAAACUUCUUUCACGUUGUCAUUAUGGGGGUAUUGUUUGUAGAAUUUUGAGGAAAUUAAUAAAUGUAAUCCACAAAUGUAAUGCUUAAAGGUACAGUUAAUUUAAUGCAUUUAAACUUCUGACCCACUGGAAAUUUGAUACAGUCAAUUAAAAGGGAAACAGUCUGUCUGCAAACAAAUGUUGGAAAAAUGACUUGUCAUCCACAAUGUAAUUUGCAAAUUAACACCUAUGCAAGUAUAUCUGGACAUUAAUUAUUAUUUUUUUUACUUAUGUUAUGCAUUUAAAAACUGUCUCUUUUAAAUAGUUAAUUUAGUCACAAGUGUAUUAUUAAUUUUAAAAUAUAUAGUAUUUCCCAUAUAAACUUGUGUAAAUAUAACUAGCAUGUUUACGUUUUAGUC